AUGCCACAUUUGGUUGCCGUACACACAACCUAUAGAGUCUCUUACCAGCCAGUCGGCAACACGCAGAGAGGCAUGAGCGACACCACCAAAGCCGGGUAUGACCCGCAAGUCGUUUCCGCGGAUGAGGUACAACACGUCAAGCCAUCUACAUCUAAGCAAGAAUCAAAGGACAACAUAAUGAGCCAAGCACCUGAGGGUCGUGUCGAGCCUGAAGCAGAUGCCUCGAGGCAGAAGCGAGAUGCUGAAAUAGCAGCUAUAGUAUCUGAAAAGAAGAUUCUGGAAGCAGAGUUGGCCCAAGUGAAAAAGGACAUGUCCAUAAUCGAAAACCAGCUGCAGUCCUCCAAGAGGGAGCUAUCGUCUCAGAAUCGGGCUUUACAGAAGCGUUUGCAAAAGGCCGAGAGUGACUCCAAGACGGCCAAUGUCCGAGCAACAACCAAGAUUACUGAACUCGAGGGUAAACUCUCUGCGGCAGAAAGCAAAGUCCAGCGUUUAUCUAGAGAAGCCUCUGCCACUAUUGACUCCAUGACUGUCACACAUUCACAACAAACGGCUGAAUACGAUGAUCAAAUCAGGCAGUUGAUGGACAGACUUACAUCUGAUCGAUCCGAGGGUAGAUGGAAUCCACCGCCCGACGAUGAGAUACGUCAACGACUAUCUAUCUUGAACAACGAUAUCAGAGACUGGUCGAGAGAUUGGGCUGUCCGCAAUCCCAACUUUGACCAACACUUUCAAGCAGAGCUCGUCAAGUUCUUAGCUGACUUCAUUCGCAUGGAUCGCGAAGGACGAUUGCCAUCAUAUUUCAGGAAAGCCCCCAGGAAAUUACACGAUAAGUUGUCGGCUACAUUACUGCAUGCGGCUGUUUCAGAUGAGAUCCAGGAUAGCUUUUUUGAAAGUCCAUUUUUCUGCCUCGGACAGCUGGAACAGCAUGCGAUGGAGUCGAUCUUCAAAGACUUGACGCUCGGUCUGCCCAUUUAUGGCGAGCAUCGUUAUGGCGUCAGCUACAUCCGGUACAUGUAG
This is a messenger RNA of Lithohypha guttulata, 1017 nucleotides long. RefSeq lists its product as uncharacterized. The transcript is spliced from 3 exons. The coding region runs from base 1 to 1017 and encodes 338 amino acids. The record is from RefSeq and is a predicted model, not a curated record. NCBI's taxonomy places the organism in Eukaryota, Fungi, Ascomycota, Eurotiomycetes, Chaetothyriales, Trichomeriaceae.